AUGCCCACCUCGGUGGCUCCAGCCGCGCCGCCCGCCCGCGCCGCCUCGCCCGUAUCCGCCCACAAGAAGUUCAGCACCUUUGCAGGACUCAGAGAGCUUUCCACCCGCAGCUCCAAUCACGCCGGAUCACCCAACUCGAGCAGCAACCGCACCAGCAUCCGCGGCCUCUUUGACGAAGAUGGCAAUCCGGGCUCCACCAACGCCAGCCCCCGCAUCCCCGCCGCCGAACUCGACUCCAGGAUCGCAGACGCCAUCCCUCCCUCCUCCCUCGCCAGGUCUCUAGACGGGCCCUGGAGCAUCAGCGUCGCAGAGGCAAAGGACAAGCGCGAAGGUCGCAAGCGCAAGCAGCUCGUCGCCUCCUACACCCUCUACGUCACCACCCCCACCCACAACCUCACCCUCAUUCGCUCCGCCAACGACAUCACCGACCUCGACGCAAAGAUCUCCCAAGACUUCUCCACACACUCCCUCCCUCCCUUGCCCGUCCUGCCCGUAGCCGCGCCCCAGACCAGCGGUCGCAAGUUCUUCCAGACCAUCUCCCGCACCCUAUCCCCCGGCGCUUCCAAGUCCCGCGCCACCUUUGCCAGCUUCGCCGCAGAGCCAGCCUCGCCCGCCUCGCCCGCUUCCGACGCACUCAGAGCCGACGCCGCUUCGCCUCCGCCCUCGGCUCCCCUCUCGCCCCAGCCCGCCGAGAUGGCCAAACUUGCAUCGCACUCCACUACCACUCAGCUCGCCACCUACUUUACCGCUCUCGCCAACAACACUCAGCUCAGAGAUCACAAGACCUGGAAGCGCUUCCUUCGCGUCGGCAGCGACGACUUCCAGAGCGUCCGCGUAGAGCGUCGCGUGCGCAAGGUUCGCAGCGACCUGGCACAGCACGUCAAGUCCUCCGUCGCUCCCCGCAACACCAACGUCGGCGUCGCCCCGGCCCAGUCCGACCUCGAAGAGGACGGCGCUCCCACCGAAGACGACCUCGACCUCGACUCGGCAGACGACUCCUCGCGUGCGUCGGGCACUCCAGCUGGCAGGUUGAGCCGCGCCACCGUCGCCUCCCGAUCCGCAUCCGUCGACACCGCUUCCUCCGACCGACGUGGUCUCGCCGACGACGCCCGCUCCACCAACACCAACAUCGAGAUGAUCCCCGAAGAGCAGAACGCCGAGGACUCGGAAGCCAACACCGAGACCGAGCUCGGCGAGGCGCGAUCGCUCAAGAAGCGCCCCCACCAUCGCCGCAAGGGCUCCAACAAGGUCACCGUCGACGACUUUGAGAUGAUCCGCGUCCUCGGCAAGGGCUGUGCCGGCAAGGUGCUCCUUGUGCGUCACUCGGCAUCGCGCGGCCUCUACGCCAUGAAGUCGAUCCACAAGCGACACGUGCUUGCCCAUCAAGAGCUCCAACACACACUCACCGAACAGUCCGUCCUCAAGCGCAUGGCCAAGGACGUGCUCGACCCGUUCGUCGUGCGUCUCUGGUGGUCCUUCCACGACCGCAACAACCUCUACCUCGUCAUGGACUUCCACCCGGGAGGCGAUCUUGCCACCCAGCUCUCCCGAUGGGGCCGGCUCGGCCGCGACCGUGCCCGCUUCUACGCUGCCGAGAUCGUCGAGGGCGUCGAAGGCCUCCACAAGGCUGGUGUCAUCUAUCGCGAUCUCAAGCCCGAGAACGUCCUCAUCGGUGCCGACGGUCACAUUGUGCUCUCCGACUUUGGCCUCUCGAAGGAGUUCAGCAGCCGCAGUCGCUCCAUCGGCAGCGUCACGCCUCCGCCCACCUCGCCCGGCCGCUCGCAUUCCAGCGCCAGCGUGCCCAAGUCCAGAUCCGCACACUGGAUGUCCGCCUCGGACGAUGCAUCCGAAGCGCCCUCCAGAUCGUCGUCCACUCGCUGGCUCGACGAGCGCGAGACCACCACCACCUUUUGCGGCACCGCCGAGUACCUCGCGCCCGAGGUGCUCCAGGGCCAGGCGUACUCGUACGAAGUCGACUGGUGGAGCUUCGGCACCAUGCUCUACGAGAUGCUCACCGGCAUCACCCCCUUCUGGGCCGAGACGCACGCCGACAUGUACGCCAAGGUGCUGCGCGAUCCGCUCGUCUUCCCCGAGGACCGCGUGCUGGACCAGGACACCAAGAGCAUCCUGCGCGGUCUGCUGCAGCGCAAUCCGCAGCUGCGCAUGAAGGAGCCGCGGAUCAAGAAGCAUCCGUACUUUUCCAUGAUCGAGUGGGAUCACAUCUUCCACAAGCGAUACAUCCCGCCCUACAUCCCGCCCAUCGACCCGGACAACGAGAUCGACACGCAGAACUUUGACGAGACCUUCCUCGAGAUGCAGCCCACCGUGGCGCACGAGGCGGAUCCCAGCCUGGACGCCAACGCCGGCGAGGCCGAAGCAGACGCCAACGGAGUCAAGGCGGACGAGACCGUCGAUGGAGCCUUUGGUGCGAAUGACGCUGGUCUUGAAGCCACGCCGGAUCAGAGCAUGGACGACAGGGAGGCGUCGGAGCACAGCAACCUCUUUGACGGCUACUCGUUCCGCGGCCGCAAGGACUCGGAGUCGAUCAGCUCGCUCGUGUCGGCCGAUCAGCCGGAGGAGCCGUCCGAAGUGGGUGCCGCCCCAAGCUCACCCACGAGGCGAAGCACCAAGGUGUCGUCGGCGACGGCUGCCUCGAACGUGGAUGCCGCCUCAAUCGCUCCUACGGCGCCGGCUGCUCCUGCGGCCACGACGGCUGUGAAUCAUCAGCCAGCCAUGGGCGAGGUGCGCAAGCCCGCAGCGUCCGAGGCGGCGCAGCAGCUUUCGAUCGCCGACGUCGCCAUCGCCGAGGAGGAAGAGGACGACUCGGAUGUGCGCGCUGCCGCGGCCGUGCUGGCUCAGUUGGAGCACGAGGCGAGCAUGGAGGCGGCGUCGGUGGCUGGAGCGACGGCGCACAGCCGCGAGGCGACGACAACAGCUUCCGACUCGCAGAGCGACUUUUCGGCGAGCCAGGUGCAGAGUUCGCCGGCGAGCUCGUACGCCAGCCGCACGGGCGCGCCGCGCAAGGUGGCGCCGUCGGCGGUGGGGCGACCGAGCCACGGCGUGAUCCGCGAGAGCGACCACGAGGACGACGAUUGGGACAUGGUGGAGCUCUCGGGUCCGGACGGCGAGCUCAAGUCGGAGCUCAACGGCGGCAAGGGCACGAAUCUGUUUGCGCGCGGCGUGGUGGACACGUACCGGCUGCUGCGUCGACAGGACACGUCGCGCAUCCCGACGUCGGGCAGCCAUUCGUCGACGUCGAGCCGGCCGUUCAAUCGGCUGGGCAAGCGGCGCGAGGGCCACGGCGGAGCGUCGAUGCGGUCCAGGGCGUCGCGCGGCGAGCUGACGGCGGCGAGCAGCGUCAACACGAUCGCGCAGGGGGAGCAGGGAGAGGCGCGCGAUGCGGCGGUCGAGCAUGCGGCCGAGAAGAUGGCGGCGAGCGGAGGCAGGGCGUCGGCGCUGUCGGCAUCGUCGAAUACCCAGCUGAACCGGCGCUCGGCGGCGUCGCCUAGUCUGUCGGGCAGCGAGGAGACCAAGCACCAGGCGCGCCUCAAGAAGAUCAAGCGCUUCACCACGUUUUUUGAGCCGGCGUCGCACCGGUCGUAA
Messenger RNA from Moesziomyces antarcticus, 3603 nucleotides. Its product is annotated as kinase-like protein. Bases 1 to 3603 code for a protein of 1200 amino acids. NCBI's taxonomy places the organism in Eukaryota, Fungi, Basidiomycota, Ustilaginomycetes, Ustilaginales, Ustilaginaceae. Gene Ontology annotation, biological process: protein phosphorylation. The transcript has a single exon. Gene Ontology annotation, molecular function: protein serine/threonine kinase activity; ATP binding. The record is from RefSeq and is a predicted model, not a curated record.